AUAAGUUACUGCUAUUAUUAGUGAACGUGAUUUGACUUCACGCGAAUAUUUUUCGGGAACGGAGACGGAACCCCCACAGUCUCCAGAAAGUUUUCGCGGUUCUCCUGGAGAUCGCGAAACCCAUGCUUAGAAACUGACCUUGACUCGAGUUAAUGUAGAACACAAUGUGACAGGCGACACUCAUUGAAACACUACUUUUGAAAAUGCGUUUAAAAUAAAGCGUUUUUCACACUUGAGUUUGACGUUUAUUGUGUAACAUUCACAAAAUCAUGUAGUUUGGCAUUAUUUAUAUACGCGUGUUAAGUUUCUUUUAAAAUUCACAGAGACUGAAGUUGAACCAUAUGUAUGGAAGAAUAUAAAUUGUGAAAAAAACACUGUCUCCUUUAAUAGCCAUUGUAGAACAUAAAGGAUGAUAAGAUUGCCAGACGCAGAAAAGAUUGACAUACUGAAUCAAAGGCGAAUAUGAUACAAAGCACCUUCAAUAAGAUCAUGAUUUUGAGUUGCCAGUAACCUUAAUUUCAUUCUCACUUUCGUGAAUAUAACUUUGAAAUAUAAUUGUUGGAAGCCUUAAUACUUGAACUAUUAACGCUAUAAAAGUUACAUAAAAGUGUUUACUAAUAAAUCUCAAAGGGGGUUCAUGUAAUCCAUGUAAGGCGCAAUAUGGGCGUCAUCAUUUGUUUAUUUUUACAGUAAUCGUAAACAACAACACUGAUUCCACACAAAUAUGUAGAGCGCUUUAAUUUCCCGAACAAGACAAUCAAAUAGCUUAACAGCAAGAUGAUAGAGGUGAACUUGAGGAUACAACAAUCUUAUUGCAUCAAAACAUUGUUUUGAAGAUAUACGUUACUCAUUUUUGAAAAAUAUAUGUAGGUAUAUGUGACUAUUUCAAAAAGAAAAUUGGACUUAAGGUUAGAAAUUUCACUUCAACUUGUAUGCAUUGAAUUUUCUUUACAGAGCAGCAGAGAUAACUGUUAUAAAUAGUGUUUUAUUUCAUAUAAGUAUCUGUUUUGUUAUUUCCUUUGUGUACAGUAUAAAAUGUAAUUUGUCACCUACAUAAUUCUCCUCACUGAUCACUGCUUUUAAUGUGCUGAUAAUUACGUGUUACGUUAGUAGAAUAUUAGGUAAUUGAUAACAAUAGUUCAAAGAGUUGUAUUUAUUUUACAUUUUAUACUAUGUUUAAAUGAAUUGUUUAUUUUUUAUGAUAGAUUCGAGAAAUCUGGCAUUAAAAAAUACCAAUAUGAUUGGGAAAGCCUCCUUUUCAAUCUCCACUGUAAAAGAACAGUCAUAAAAAUGAAUAUGUGGCAUGAUUAAUUAAAUCGUCAAGAUGACUGGAAAAAAUAACACCUUUGAGGUUCCGGCAAUUGCAGGACAUUAAAUUGGACAAGGCUUCUGUGAGAUGCAGGAGUAUUUUUGAUGCAAAUAAAAUGGCAAAGGCUCUACGUUGGCUACAAAAACAUCCCACCGUUUUUGAAUCUCUGCAAGCAGCAUGUGUCAUGACAGCAGGAGACUUAAUUGCACAGAAAUUGGUAGAAAAGAAAGAUGGUGUAGAUCUUAAACGAACGGCUGUGUUUGCUAGCUUCGGUUUAUUUAUUGCGGGUCCUAUUGCGUCAACAUGGUAUCAUUUCCUAGAUUCAAAAAUUUCGUUUUGCUGGCCUCGGAUACAAAGGGGUCUUAUGAAAAUGGUCGCAGAUCAAAUCCUCAUGGCUCCAGCAAUUCUGGCCGUUUGUCUUUCAUACCUUGAAUUAGCUAAUGGAAGUGGAACUUUGUCUGGCGUAAAAGAAGAAUUAAAAAAUAAAUACACACCCAUUUUGAUCAACAGCUUCAAGAAAAUGGCCCACAUGAAAGCUAUAAGAUGGUUGCAAGAAAAUCCUACAAUUUUUGAAUCUCUACAAGCCGGAGCUGUCAUGGGAACAGGAGAUUUGAUAGCCCAAAAAUUAAUAGAAAAGAAGGAGACCAUAGACACAAAACGCCUAGCUGCGUUUACUGGUUUUGGUCUAUUCAUUGCGGGACCUGUUUUGUCAACAUGGUAUCGUUUCCUUGACAAAAAACUUCCUUUUUGCUGGCCACGUUUGAAACGCAGCUUUGUUAAAAUGGUAGCAGAUCAAACCUUGAUGGCUCCUGUAUAUCUUGCCGUUUUAUUGUCAUACUUUGAAUUAACUGUUGGGAGAGGAUUGGAUGGAUUUAAAGAAGAACUAGAAAGAAAGUAUCCAAGUACUCUGGCUAACAAUUAUUUGGGUCCAUCAUUGCGAAUAUGGUACGGAGGACUUGACAAAAUGUUUCCAUCUAGUGGUCGCAAAUUACAAUACAAGAAAGUAUUAGUUGAUCAAGGUAUAUUUGCUCCUGCAUUUAUUGCAUCUAUAUUGACAUUAUUGAUGGGAAUAAAUGGAGAGAAACCCGAGGCUAUCAAGGAAAAAUUAAAACAGGACUACAAAGACAUUCUUAUUACAAAUUAUAAAAUUUGGCCUGCUGUGAUGAUUGUUAAUUUUUCUUUCGUGCCUGUUAAUUAUCAAGUAUUAGUUACACAAACAGUCGCUGUUUUAUGGAAUAUAUAUUUUGCAUGGAAAGCAAACCAACCGGUGGUUAAAAUAGAAUGAUUAUGUGCCGUUAUUCUGUGAAUAGCAGAUGGGCCAGCAGCAACAUGUGUUAACUAUUUGUGUCUAUUUUAUGAAUGUAAUAAAAAAUGAAUAUUUAAAGGAAUUUAUUUUUGGAGAUCAGACAUAGGAGAUAAGUUGUAUACAUUUUAUUUAUAAUUCUCAAUCGUUGAAGCAAGUCCAGAAGUAAUUAUAUAAGAAAAAUACAAAUUGCAUGGAGUGAGCAAUUGCUAUAUAUAUUUUUAUAAUGUGAAUGACUUGCUUUCUACCUCACAAUUCUAUUGUUGUUGUGAAUAUUUUAUAGAAUUUAAGACACAUUAAGAGAAACAUAAUACUACUAAAACGUGUAAUAACUUAUUUGUGAUCCGUUUAAAACUGGUUAAAGAUGUACAUUUGUUGUUAUGAAAUAUUUGAUUCUACAACAACAAAGUAUUGAUUUUUAAAGCAAUUUAGUUCAUAAUUCAUAUGAUUAGGAACUAAAUUGGACUUACUGCAAUAUUCCAAAUGUUCAAUAUAAAUUUAACUACUGAUACAAGUUUUUAACAUAUAUGAAAAUUGGUAGUAGUAGCAUUUAGGUGUUUUUGUGAGUUGCCUUUAAUUUAAAUUCCACCUUGAAGUAAUUCUUAUUACAUUAAUUACUGGUGGUAUGAAGUUCAUCAAUUCUCAGGUCCUAGGUUCAAGUCUUGAUGGUGACAGGAGUUUUGACACUAGCUUGUCAGCCAUAGAUCAAAUUCAGUUGCUGCCUGGAGGAGAAUUCUAGUGGUCGAUACUUUUUCGUGGUUUCUCUGAUCAAUAUUAGGCGAAUGCUAGCACAGUACCAUAACAAAUGUGCCAUGGACCUUGCGCGAUCUUUCGUUCCUCUUCCUUGCACUAUCUUCACUCAUUAGUUACACACACACUAACAUGUGCUACACUACCACACAUGCCGAGAGACUGGUCGGGAUAUUGUCCCGACUGGACCUGUGCC
Messenger RNA from Gryllus bimaculatus (two-spotted cricket), 3558 nucleotides. The record is from the annotation of a GenBank genome assembly. Lineage: Eukaryota; Metazoa; Arthropoda; Insecta; Orthoptera; Gryllidae.